AUGGAGGGCUCCGAGGAGCUGGAGAGCAGCCUCCUGACACAGCCCUGGGCUUCUGUUUGCUUUGGCGAGUCCACUUUUCUUGCCAAAGCGUCCUUCAGGGAUACUGGCUACAUCCUGCUGCUCUCUGACCUCAGCAGCAUCUGGUAUGAGAGUGCAGAUGCUGAGGUCGUGGGACAAAGGUCCAAGGAGCUGAACAAGCGGCUGACGGUCCAUGUGUCCUCCUUCCUGCACCACUUGUCCAAGCUGAUGUGCCCCUUGCUGGCAGGGCAGCAGGACACUGCCACCUCCUUCUCCUGCCACCACACUGCCAGCAGCCUCAACCUGCGUGUGAAGAGCGAGCUCUCGGGACUGCCCUUCUACUGGCACUUCCACUGCUGCCCUGCUCCCCUGGAGAUGGUGUCCCGUCACCUUGUGCGGCCCCUGAUUCGGAUGAGCCUGGCGUUGCAGUGCCAGGUGGAGGAGCUGACCUCCCUGCUGCUCCAGAAGGAUGCUGAGAUUGAAGACUACAGGGAGAGCGGGGCUGCUCUCAGCAGAGACCGCCUGCGGACAGAGCCCUUCCAGGAGGAGACAUUUCAACAGAACUUCAUGCACGAGACCCUGCCCCAGGUGUUUGGGGCAGGAGAAGGGCAGAAGUUCACCUCUGCUCUGCAGCAACUCUACGUGGCAGUGACACAGCAGGAGGCCAAGCAGGUUCGGAAACGGCAGCACUCAGAGGACACUGAGGGCCCAGCACCCACUGCAGAAACCACAGGACACUCCUGUCUGCUGUCUCCAUCCCAGGAAGAUGAAAGAACAUCUUCCAUCGAGGGAACCAUGCCCGUCUCCUCCCCUGCUCAGAAGCCCCGGCUGCCUGUGGCCAAGGCCAAGCCGAAGAAGGCAAAGGGGCUCUUCAGCUGA
This is a messenger RNA of Chaetura pelagica (chimney swift), 897 nucleotides long. It is a transcript of the gene NHEJ1, whose product is annotated as nonhomologous end-joining factor 1. The transcript is spliced from 7 exons. The record is from RefSeq and is a predicted model, not a curated record. Gene Ontology annotation, biological process: double-strand break repair via nonhomologous end joining. Bases 1 to 897 code for a protein of 298 amino acids. Gene Ontology annotation, molecular function: DNA end binding. Gene Ontology annotation, cellular component: nucleus; DNA ligase IV complex. Lineage: Eukaryota; Metazoa; Chordata; Aves; Apodiformes; Apodidae.